GCGCCUCAGGUGAUCUGAUCAUCAUAAACCAAAGAAAGGAAGGCGCGCUACCGAUGGCAUCCGGUGUUGUCGUCCGCAACGAUGACGAGUCCGCGUCGCUCUUGGACGACGACGACGAUGGCGGGUCUCCAGUCUCAGGCGGCGUGUCUCCACCGCCGCUCCCCGGGAAGGCGAUGAGGAGGCCGAGGCACGCCGUCAUGAGUCUCAUACGCUCGCCCUUCGCCGCCGUCCUCCGGAUGACGACGUGCGCGCGUGAUGCCGCCAUCAGCACAGGCGACGAGCAGCCGAGCAACGGCGGCGACACGGCCGGGGUGGAGCGCCGCCGGGGGGCGAGGAGGAGGCCGAGCCUCGAGCAGCUCCUCAGGAUGGAGGCCGCGCCGCCGCCGCCGCCACGUCCAGACAGGACAAGCGAACAACAUACGACGGCUCCGUCGCACGACGUCGUCGCCACCUGCACCACCGUGCAGCAGAAGCGUGCGCAGGCGCCGCUCUCCCCAUCUAAAGGCCAUCACACGGUGGUGGUGGUCUCCGAUGACGACGACGACGAGCGGCACGCCGCGGGCGUGCCUGCUGUCAAGCCGGACGCCGCCGGCCGCCGGCCAACGAACUCGAAGAGGCUGGUGGUCGUGUUCGCGUCUCUACGGCAGUGCUCGAGGGCGUCGGGGAUUAGCGUGGCGAUGCCGUCGAAGGACCCGAACGGGAAGGUUGCUGCCGCAGGCGGCCGUGCCCCCGGCAAGGCGGAGCUGUUCUAUUACCGACCCAUUCCGAUGGGGCGGAGGUGCCGGGUGCAGCACCUGGAGGAAUCUCCGUACAAGUGAUUCGUCAGUCGUCACACGACUAGGAGGGACGCUGAAGCGGAUCGGAUGGCCGAUGGCACGCAAUUUUUUUCUUUAUUUUUUAUCAUUUUAAAGUUGGUGUACUUAUAUGCAAUCCUAUGUUUAAGUGUUUAUACAAGACUCAUGUAUCUUAUUAAGAGCUCCUA
Panicum hallii is the source of this 982-nucleotide messenger RNA. RefSeq lists its product as uncharacterized. The transcript has a single exon. NCBI's taxonomy places the organism in Eukaryota, Viridiplantae, Streptophyta, Magnoliopsida, Poales, Poaceae. Bases 54 to 818 code for a protein of 254 amino acids. The record is from RefSeq and is a predicted model, not a curated record.